Messenger RNA from Leptinotarsa decemlineata (Colorado potato beetle), 5178 nucleotides. Its product is annotated as heterogeneous nuclear ribonucleoprotein C. Gene Ontology annotation, cellular component: nucleus. Gene Ontology annotation, molecular function: RNA binding. NCBI's taxonomy places the organism in Eukaryota, Metazoa, Arthropoda, Insecta, Coleoptera, Chrysomelidae. The record is from RefSeq and is a predicted model, not a curated record.
UUACUAUGCUUCAGCAGCUUUUCCAGUGGGUCCUACCCGACUGGUUCCACCAAUCAAACGACAAAGGCUGAUGACAACCGCAAGGAAUGGCAAGAACAAUCAAUCACAAAAGACAACGACGAUUCCUCCACUCGAUCAACUGAAAGUUUACAGUAAUCAAGACAUAUUGAUCUGUGGCAACUGCAGAGAAAUGUUUUCCGAGUUACACGAUCUCCUGGAACACAAAAAAACCUACUGUAAAUUGCGUUUCACCUGUAAAUGUGAUUCGAAUAAAUCUAAAUCCCCCGAUGAUCACUCUUCUGCGUCACUACUGUGUGUUCAAUGUAAAGAUUCUUUUCAAAAUGCUUGGGACUUAAUGGUUCAUGCACAAGCGGCACAUAUGUUGAAUAUCUACGAAUUAGGAAUACCUGCGCAUGGAAACUGUUCGUCUUCACCUACGUCUCCUAGAGACAACCAUUCUCCAGAUAAGGACACGAAGAACAUCAGCCUGGACGGGGAAGAGAACGGCGAAGUGGACCACGAACAGGAUUUCAUCGAAAACGGUCGAGACGGCCUAACGGGCACUCCGGACUCUGCGAAUUCUCGCAACGACAAAGAACUGGAUGACCUAAUGUAUGUCGAAACGGCCCCCAAGACUUGCAUAAUGCAUGCGUUGAGCAUUGUUAGCGCUCCUGCUUCCCAGCCCGGAUCUUCGCCGCCGCCCCUGGCAGCCGACGCGCCUCUCACCGAGAAUGGGGACGGGUGGAAGCCCCAAGGGCAUACGACUAAGUUGGAACAGCAACCCUAUUAGUGAAAUCAUUUCGCUGGAUGACUACGUUAUAGGCUGAAUUAAAUAUAUAUUUAUAUCGUUAUUGAGGCAUAUCUUGUUUACUGUCCGAUCUAAAUUCAUAGUUUUCACUUCGUUCAAUAUUUGAUGGGGGUUUGCCAACUUGUUGAAGUUCAUUUACGUAGCUGAGUCAACUGUUGGUCAACUCAUCUGACUAGAGACUUAUAGUUUUUUGAUUAUUACAUUUACUGAUACCAAUAUCUUCAUUAUUUUUUCAAAAUGAAUUUUUUCAUGAGAAAACAAUUCAUUAAAUUUUUCCAAACCAUCUAGUAUCUCAUCUCAUUCACAAUCUCAUUUUUCAAAUUCACGAUUUAUUUCGUGAUGUAUGUAGCCGUCUACGACGAUAGUAUUUACAUCCAACUCUAAGUCACAUUGUCUGCUCUUGGUGAGAUAUAAAAAGAAGAUAGACGAAAAAUACACCUGACCUAGUUUUGAGACUACUCUGGAAGUAAUUCAGAUCACGGGAUUUCUUUUCAAAAUAAUCAAAUCGCUAUUUCACAAUUACUAGUUUUUACUGAAAAAUAUUGGCAGAAUCGGGAAACGAAAAUUUCACCAUAGAGAUUCACGUCAUGCAUCAAUGUUUCUCACUCUACAUAUAGGGUCGACUGGGUACGGUUGAAACAAUUUAGCUGUGAAACAAUACAGACUCAUAGAAACAGAGAAGAACUAGAGAAGAUCCAACACAAAGAAUAUUACCUGAUGUAACCCAAAUACAGGCAAAUUUACCUGAAGCACAUGAAUUACCUGCACUGAGGUGUCCCAAGCCAUGGGCGGUUGAAACAGCGAUUGGAGUCAGUUGAAACACAUACAAAUAUUUCAAUUAAUUCUAAUGAAACAUGAUCCAUGUAUCAUUAAUGCUAAUUAUACGAAUAAUUGUGGCACUACAUGACAACAAUAAUCAAUCUUCAAGAUUUCAUCACUUCCAAAACAUCAGCCUUUUACUCGUAGUAAACAUUUGAAGAAAUUACAAAAAACGAUAAUGAUUUCGGAAUAAACUUAACGAAAACAUUUUUUAAAACAAAUAUAUUUUAAAAAUCAACUAAAUGAAAGACAAGUCUGAAAUUAUAUAAAGAAUAAUAAUAAAAUUAACAUUCUGAAUAAAUAAAAAGAAAACGUUUUUUGAAUCAAAUAAACAUUCAAACUGAACUAAAGAAAACACUUCUUGAAUAAAAGAAACACUGAGAAUUAACUUAAGGAAAAUAUUCAGCUUAGAGAUUAAUCAGAAUCGCAAUUGUGGCAAACAUGAGACUACAUGAAGUACAUUGCAUGAACUUUUCUUCGGAUGUGCUCUCUGAAUAUGGUGCUAAGGAAAUUUCCUCACCUCACCCGAAUUCUCGGCAUCUACAAAAAAUGAACAUUAAUAUAUUUCUGUUUCAACCGAACCCACAAAAAUGUUUCCACCGUCCCCAACUCCUCCAUUGGUAAAAUAUACUUUAUAGUUACGACAGUUAUAAUAACACAUUGACAAUAGUCACUAUCCUUUAUUCUUCAAGCGUCAUAACAAUCACAAACACACACUCAAUACAUUCACUUAAAAAAAAUAAUAUGUUCAAAAUCUUAAAAAGGACAGAUAAUAUAGACGUUAAUUUCAGAAAAAAAGGCUUACUUUUGGGUAAUAAAAAUCAAUAUGGGGUCCUGCACACAACAAAAAUGCGCGGGAACAGACAUGGCACUGAAUUCGUGUUUGGACAUGUCGUCCGCUUCGUUUUCCCCUUGCACCCCUCACUUUCCGCGUAACCGUUCACAAGAUAUUUGUUAUUUUUCAACCGUCCUCAGUCUGUCAUCUAACAGCUUCCACGUUUCAUUAUGAAUAUCUGUGAACAUUUUCAGCAAACAACCCCAAACACCACAGAUUCCACCAUCACACUAAAAAAUAGUAUCAUUCAAUUUGAACGUGUUUGACAAUGUUUUCAGGUGAAUGAUAGUGUUUUGAACUUUCAUUGUCCAGAAUGAGAAAAAAGUCAAUAAAAUAUUAAAAAAGCUUACUACCUGAAUAUCCGGAUGAGUUGGUUAAAAAAUAAAACGAUAUCAAAAAUAUUGUGACCAGAAAUGAAGGUGAAUUAAUUGAGGUGUUAAACGAUAGUAAAAAAGGUACAAACAUCAAAACUAAUGAAACUAAAAAACAGAGAGAAAACAAUGAAAAUAAAAAGGGUAAGACAUAUAUUUGACAUAUUCGUUUGUUUCUUGAAAAUUCAGUCAUAAUUGAUCGACUCCACAAGUCUGUAUACUGCUGACACCAGUUCACUUUUCCAGGUUUGAUUGUAACUGGCUGAAACUCAUCAUUUAAUUAAUGAAGAAAAUUGUCUUUAAAAAAUCUUCAGCAUACUAGAUUAUCAAAUAUAAAGGGUUAUUUUUCUACCAGAAAAACCAGGAAAUAAAGUGACCAUAUAAGGGAGGUGCCCUGGGAGAAUGAAAUCUUGACAAAAAAAUAUAAUUCACAAUUUGAAAAAGUUUAUUAUCCACAAAAGUAUUCAUUCAAUUACAUAAUAUAUAAAGUGUAGUUCAAUUCAUAAUAGUACACAUGAAAAUGCUUUUAGCCCCUUUGUCUCAAUGAAAUUGUCUAUACUCGUACACCACAUAGGAUAAUUUGUGAAUUUUCUAAAAUUUCCGAAAAAUAUUUCAAAAUGAAAAAUUAGAAAAAUAAGAUAUUUGAAAAAUAAUUUUGAUAGCUUUACUUUUCUGACAUUUGACUAUUCCUGUGUUUUAGAUUACAUUCGUUGUUGAAAAAUUUUCAUGAAGAAAUAAUGAAUUGCUUAUUCGAUGUUUUUGUUGAAUUUUGACGGUUUCUCCAAAGUCAACUUGCGUUCAGACCAAACCAGGAUACAAGCUAACAUUAUAUAUUGUACAAUACUCGUAUGACAAUUCAAAAUAAUCCAAAAUCUAAUCUUUCUGUUAUAUUUUCAAUGACAAAUCUCAUUAAAACCACCCUAUACUUUUCAAAAAUUAAAAUGUUUUGUACUUCAACACAGAAUUGGAACAUAUUGGACCACUUCAUUAGAAAGAGUCACAAAAAAAAACUAAUUAUGUGGUAAGGGAUCUCAUAUAAAUUAAAAAUUGUGCGCGUAUGCUCCUAAUGAAAGGCCUGUACCUUUUUAAAUCAUCUACACUUUCCUGUCAAGGUGUCCUUUUCCGAAUAAUUGAGCUGCUUCUCUAUUAAGAAAUCGCUAGUAUGAUUUUCCCAGAUGUUCAUAAAAAAAUUGUUCAAAAUGUUUCUCACCCGAAUGAAUACAUUUAUGAAUACCCAUGUUGCAAUUUUUUUAUUUUGAAAAAACAAUGAGGAUAUUAUCAACUGAACCUAGGGCACCAACGAACUAAGUUCUUUUUGGAAAAUUCCAAGAGUCCAAAUCGAAAAGCUCACAUUUCUGGUCAAAUAUUGCAUGAAGUGAACUAUACCCCAAAUUUUAUUUCAACUUGUUAUGAGAGUGAAAAAUGUUAUUCAGAAUGAUUUUUCAACAAUAUCAAAAACCAAUAAUUUUCGAAUGAUGCAAACUAGUCAUGAAUGUAUUGCAGGAAGAGACGUUUGAUUUAUGAAAAGUGAGAAAUAAAACUUUGUUUUUUACCACUUUCAUUUGUAACUGAUGUUACUGCAGUUUCGUCUUAUAAGAACAUUUUCAAAACAAUUACAAUAAACUGAAAAUAAAUCCUAAUGUUAGCCCUACCUGAGUACCUGAAAUGUGUCUAUCUGUGAUAAUGUGGACAGGAAAAUUUGGUGGUGUGGACAGGAAAAAUGGUGAGUAAACUAGAUGGAUUUAAAUCAUUUAGCAGAUUACAUCCGCAAUGGGGGUUUAUCCCAUAUCAAAUAAUCAGAAAUCAAGAAAUUUAUAACUCUAAUAUAACAGAGACAAUUGCAGGUUUAUAUAAUCUUCUUGGGGUUAUCUAAUUUUCUCUUGAAUGUCGAAGAUUAAGUGGACAAGAAGAAGAAAUCUGGAGUAUAUAAGCUUAAGUGUCCGGAGUGUAAUAGUGGACGAAAUUUCUCAAAACGGUAUGCUGGACAUGAAAAGUCUUUCAGACUAGGUAAAAAUGAUUCGAAGUUUUCAAACCAUUCCUUUGAAUGCAACCAUGAGUUCCCAAAUCUACGAUACGAAAAUUUUGCACAAUGCAAGGAAGGGUUGGAAACUGAAUUAUUUAGAAUAUUUGGAAAUUCAUAGGCAUAAGCAUUGUGGAUGUAAUCUACUCAUGUAAGUUACUCAUGUAAUUUACUCAUCAGUUUUCAACUUAGCGUAUCCUCAUUGUCACAGGUAAACAAAUUUCAGGUACUCAAUUAAGUUAAGGACAUCUAUUAUUACCUACAGUAGCUAUAUAAGGGCUAUAACAUGACGUAUUUUCAGUUUAUCGUAAUAGUUUGAAAAUGU